AUGAGGGCCUUUGCGCGAGGAGCGACUCGACUCCGAAGCACUUCGCUGAGUGCAGUCCCACCGCCGCGAUUCUCUUCCGAAUACAUCAACGACUACGCCGACACUGCCGCCUCAAUCCUCUAUCGCUCGCCCUUGACUUCCGAAUCCGGCCUACCCGUCUACAUCCUCAAUGCCGCCGCCUUCCCCGAUGCCUUCCAAGUCGACUACGAUGCCCUUCUACCCUACGUACUCGCCAGACUCCCAGGAGAGGAAGAGCUGAUUGCAGGCGAAGAAUAUGAGAUUGUCUUCUUCGCCGGUGGUCAAGCCGAGAGCGCCACGUCCGACAAGAAGACUGGCCCCGGCAUGGGAUGGUACCUGCAGGCAUACCACGUCCUGAGCAGGGCAGUCCGCAAGAGACUGCAGAAACUCUAUGUCGUCCACGAACGUAGCUGGGUGCGCGUCCUCAUCGAGGUCUUUGGCACCAUGGUCUCGCCAAAGUUCCGCAAGAAGAUUGUCCACGUCUCCACCCUCACCUCUCUGGCUCUGCACAUUCCCAUCGAGAAGCUGCUCAUCCCGCCGAGCGUCUACCUUCACGAUCGCCGCCUCUCGCCCGACGUCCAUUCGCCAUACGUCAGUGGUCGCAGAGCUUUUGGCGCCAACGAUCCCAUGCCCCGCAACCUAUACGGCCAGAGACGUCUGCCUCGUGUGCUGAGAGAAACAACCACUUUCUUGUGCCAAAGUGAAAACAUAAAGACAGAAGGCAUCUUCCGCAUACCUCCUCAAUCCAUCUUUGUUGGCAUUUUGAGGGAGGCCUAUGACCGCGGUCAACAGUUCAUCGUCUGGAAAGAGGGUGGAAUCACUUACUCCCAGCCUGAUCUGGACCACCACACUCUCAGACACAUCCAGCAGACUGAUGCUUAUGGUGUCCACCUGGCCGCUGGCCUGAUCAAGCUUUGGUAUCGGGAACUGAAAACACCCAUAUUCCACGAGACCUGCUAUGAUGAGCUGAGAUACAAGUUUGGAGACUCUCAGACCGACAUUGAGUUGGAUGAUCUGGUCGAGAUGCUAUCUCCAACAUCGAGCGCCUCAUGUCUAUCACAAUCAGCAAGACUAAUCCUAAUACUUCAUCUCUUCCCCCUGCUCUCUCUUGUUACAAGUCACCAGAAAAUCAACAAGAUGACGCCUGACAACCUAGCAAUCUGCUUCUCCCCGGCUCUUGUAUGCGGCUCGGAUCAAUUGGCUGAUGCGAAGAUGACUUCCAUUGUUCGCCGUAUACUAGAAGCUGCAGUCGAACACUGGCCACAUGGCUUGAGAGACGCUUGUCAGACUGCUCCAGACUCCUUUGCUGCUGCACUACGACCACCACCGGCUGCUCAAGACUACGAGGACCCGCUGCAGGAGAACUACAGAGAUACAUCUUCACAUGAUUCUGGAGAGCGAUUCCACAGAAUCCAUCUGCAGGACGAUGAAUCUGCUAGUCCACCUCUUCCACCUCGACCAAUGGUGAAAAUGAGGCAGCCUGAGGAGUCCAAUUCGGCGUUUCCUGCGAGAACUGAUAGUCUGGCUUCUCCCGUCAAACGCAAACCCGCACCAAUAGGCGUCGCGCCACCACCUCAUGCAACUUUCCCCAGCCGCUCCGUCUCACAGUCAUACUCUAGCCAGUCGAGUACCUUGAAUGACUUCACGGACGUCAGAAAU
Aureobasidium namibiae CBS 147.97 is the source of this 1677-nucleotide messenger RNA. RefSeq names its product Rho GTPase activation protein. NCBI's taxonomy places the organism in Eukaryota, Fungi, Ascomycota, Dothideomycetes, Dothideales, Saccotheciaceae. Gene Ontology annotation, molecular function: GTPase activator activity. The annotation marks the transcript as partial. The transcript has a single exon. Gene Ontology annotation, cellular component: cytoplasm. The record is from RefSeq and is a predicted model, not a curated record. Gene Ontology annotation, biological process: small GTPase-mediated signal transduction.